AAAUAGUAACCCCAGUUCUUGAACGAAAACCUAAGGAGCCCUAGCGUUCAAACCUGACAGCUGGGCCUCUCUCCUUCAACUGAGCUAUGGUCCUUCGGCAACCACGUCUAUCAAUUCCCCAAACCCAGAAGAGCACCGAUCUGUAGAUGCCAAAAAGGGAAAGAGAAAAGCCCCCUCAAUGUUCUUCGCCAACAACAACUACUCAUGAGCUCUCUCGUCGCACGAAAUGGUAAAACCUUUCAAAACCCAUAUUCUCAUUCACCUCCCUAGGCACCUCCCCCAAUUGGGUCCUCUCAAAUUUUCAUCAAAACCCCAAAUUUCUCGAGAAUUUGGUGAAUCAUCCUUUUGCAAACCUAUCCCAAGCUUGGUCUCUAAGGUGUGUGAAAUCCUGUGUGAGAAUCAAUGGUAUAAAAGCUCUGAACUUAAGCGUUUAAGCCCCAACCUUGGACCCCAACACGUGGCAGAAAUUAUCAAUACUUACAAGGGCAGCAGUGAGUUGGGUUUGCAGUUCUUUUAUUGGGUUUCCAAGACAUAUUUUUAUGAACACAACUUGGACUGUUUUAAGUCUAUGUUGAAUAGGCUCAUCCGCGAUCGCAACUUUGCGCCUGCGGAUCAGGUUAGGAUUUUGAUGAUCAAGGCUUGUAAAAACAGGGAGGAGAUUACCCGAGUCAUCGAGUAUCUGAGUGAAGUCGGUACAAAAGGUUUGGGGUUUAGUUUGUAUAGUUGUAACACGUUGUUAAUUCAGUUAGGCAAGUUUGAGAUGGUUGGUGCUGCUCAAGUUGUGUAUAAGCAAAUGUUGAGUUGUGGGAUUAAACCCAGUUUAUUAACUUUCAAUACUAUGAUUAAUAUAUUGUGCAAGAAGGGGGAGGUUCAUGAGGCGAAGUUGAUUCUAAGUUAUAUGUUUCAGUAUGAACUGAAACCUGACGUGUUUACCUAUACAUCCUUCAUUCUUGGGCACUGUAGAAACCUUAAUUUAGAUGCAGCGUUUGAGGUUUUCGAUAGGAUGGUGAAGGAAGGAUGUGAUCCAAACUCAGUAACGUAUUCGACAUUGAUAAAUGGGCUUUGCAAAGAGGGGAGGGUGGAUGAGGCGCUGGGGAUGCUCGAGGAAAUGAAAAAGAAAUGCAUUGAACCUUCAGUUUAUACGUACACCAUCCCAAUUUCCUCAUUAUGUGCAAAUGGGCGAGUGAAGGAGGCUAUUGCACUUCUGGCCAGCAUGAGGGAAAGGGGGUGUCGCCCAAAUGUGCAGACAUACACAGCUCUAAUUAGUGGGUUGUCUCAAGUGGGCAAACUUGAGGUGGCAAUUGGUUUGUACCACAAGAUGUUGAAGGAUGGUUUGGUUCCAAACACUGUCACAUAUAAUGCAAUGAUAAAUGAGUUGUGUUCCAGAGGAAGAUUUAAUGCUGCUCUUGACAUUUUCUAUUGGAUGGAAGGGCAUGGUGGUCGCUUGCCAAAUACUGAAACCUACAAUGAGAUGAUAAAGGGGUUUUGCAUGGUUAAAUCAAUGGAGAAGGCCAUGGGUCUUUUCAACAAGAUGCUGAAGAUAGGCCCCUCUCUAACAAUAGUAACAUACAACAUACUCAUCAAUGGGUUCCUCAAACAGCGGAAUCUUAACAAUGCUUUGAGGUUAUUGGAUUUGAUGAAGGCAAAUGGAUGUGAACCUGAUGAAUGGUCUUACACAGAACUUGUUUCAGGGUCUUGCAAAGGAGGCAAGUUCGAUUUGGCUACAACUCUUUUCAGCGAAAUGGUGGAACGAGGUUUGACUCCAAAUAAGUAUAGUUAUACUGCCUUGAUUGACGGUCACUGUAAGGAAGGGAAAGUAGAUGUCGCCUUGUCAUUACUUGACAGGAUGCAGGAAAAUGGCUGCAAUGCAAAUGUUGAAACUUACAAUGCUGUGAUAAAUGGUUUGGCCAAAGAGAAUAAAUUUGCUCAAGCUGAGAAACUAUGUAACGAGAUGGCGGAAAAAAAUUUGCUCCCAAAUAUCAUUACCUACACCACUUUGAUUGAUGGGCUCUGUAGGAAUGGUGGAACACAUCUUGCAUUCAAGAUUUUCCAUGAAAUGGAGAAAAAGGAUUGUUUUCCAAAUUUAUACACGUAUAGUUCUCUCAUUUAUGGGUUAUGUCUAGAAGGCAAGGCUGAUGAUGCAGAGAGUUUACUCAAAGAGAUGGAUAAGAAAGGAUUGGUUCCUGAUCACGUGACAUAUACCUCACUGAUUGAUGGAUUUGUGAUUCUUGGUAGGCUAGAUCAUGCAUUUUCGCUUCUAGGACGGAUGAUUGAUGUGGGCUGCAAACCUAACUACCGAACUUUCACUGUAUUAGUAAAGGGCUUGCAAAAAGAGUGCCAUUUGCUUGCAGUCCAACAUGAAGCAGCAUAUAGCUUCAGCUUGGAAGAGAAGGAUCUCAGUAUUGAAAUGGUUUGUAAUCUUUUAGUUAGGAUGUCAGAAUAUGGUUGUGAACCUACUGUUGAUACCUAUACCACCUUAGUCACUGGCUUGUGUCGAGAGAACAGAAAUCUUGAGGCAGACCAUUUGUUUCGAAGUAUGAAAGAGAAAGGCUUGUGUCCUAAUGUGGAGAUUUGCCACUCUAUGUUGGGUGCCUAUUGCAAGAUUUUACAAGUCGAGCGUGCUCUAGAAACUUUUCAUUUGAUGAUUGUUAAAGGUUUUGAGCCUUGUUUAUCAAAUUAUAGAGCUCUCAUUUGUGCUCUCUGUAGAGCAAGGAGGGUGAGAGAAGCCCAAGGUUUGUUUGAAAGCAUGCUUGAGAAGAAAUGGAGUUCCGAUGAGAUUGUCUGGACUAUCCUGGUAGAUGGGUUGCUCAAGGAAGGGGAAUUCGACAUAUGCAUGAAGUUUCUUCAUGUUAUGGAAUCUAAUAAUUGCAAUCUUAAUCAGCAGACAUAUGUAAUCUUGUCCAGAGAACUUUCAAAAGCGGACAAAGCUAUUGAUACAGAUCAGUUUGCCAAUAAAUUGAGAGCCAUGACCGUAAGUUCAUCAAGUUGAAGUUUUCAGACUGGAUUAGUGCCUCAUGAAAUGUUUUAUUGUGAGGAAAUUAGAUGGGUAUCUGGUUCUUGGGCCUCAGAAAUCUGUUAUCCAUUUGACUGAGAUGCAUUUCCUUACCAGCAAAAUCCAUGUCUGAGCUAUAACUACUUUGCCACUCUACAUCAAAUGAAUGAGGAGGAGAUUAUACUUUUGGUAGUCUAUGGUUGCGCAGGAUAUAGUACGGCAUUUUUUGUUUUGCUUUGGGUGGGGGAAGAGGUUGGAAGAGUAAUUUUUCUUUCCCGCUUCUUGACUGCUAAUCUUUGUCACAGAAUCCCUUCCCAAGGGUCACAUCAAAUAGUCAAAGCCUAACCCUUGAAUCAGUCUACAAUGACAUGACAAUAAAACUUGCAGCUGAAUAGGAGAAAGAGUUGAUCAUUAUCAGGGUCAAAAUGGGGCAGCUUUGAUGUUGCCAGCACAUAGCUUUCAGCUGUCCUGUAUCCACAAGAAGAAGAUUUAUGCAAAACAUUGCAGCUCUUAUAUUACAGAUGGGAAGGCAAAGUAGUGAUCAUGAUCAGACCAUGGUUGGAUCCUCCAUAGCUCGGAUCCUCCAUAGCUCUCCCACAAGAAAGAUUCAGGCGACUGGAACGAGUGAGAGAGGGGAGAGAGGAACAGGACCUUUUGAAGCUGUUUGCGGAGACUCAUCCCAAGAUUAUAUUUCCUUUGUUCAAACCUAGUGAAGAUGAACUCUCCCUCAAACUCAACUCACCCAGCAAGCUUUCUGAUUUUGGAGACAUCGAGACGGCCCAGACGGGAACGUUGGGGACUUUUCGGCCAACUGAUGGGAUAAUUAGGCGUGGCUCACCAAAUGUUGAGAAUUGUGAAGUGGGUACUACUCUCCAUCUGUAGACUGAGAUAUUAUUCUUUUCGUUAUCGGUAGACAUCUAUUGUUUC
This is a messenger RNA of Rhododendron vialii, 3919 nucleotides long. Its product is annotated as pentatricopeptide repeat-containing protein At5g65560-like. The record is from RefSeq and is a predicted model, not a curated record. Gene Ontology annotation, molecular function: protein binding. NCBI's taxonomy places the organism in Eukaryota, Viridiplantae, Streptophyta, Magnoliopsida, Ericales, Ericaceae. The transcript is spliced from 3 exons. The coding region runs from base 227 to 2989 and encodes 920 amino acids.